GCAACGUAUUGUGUCAGGCCGCUGUCUGUUUUUUAUCGCGCUUGUCACACUGCUGCAACUGCUUCUGUGUUUUUGCACGUUCGGAAUGUGUGGGUCCAGACAACCUAACAGCAUGGAAUCAUCCAACGACUCUCGAGGUCCCCCUCCUUCUUGGAUCAAUAACGAAUUCAUAGAAACUGCCCUGAAAAAUAAAGAAGGGGACCAAGUUUCUGUAGAUUCAACGAAAGUACAAUACGCGUGUGCGGAAGGAUCUGGCUACGCAAGUUUAUUGUUCAGAGUCACUAUCUUUCUAAAGGGAGCAGACGACGAAGAAGAGGCGAGGAAGGAAUCGCUACUGGUGAAAACAACUCUUCUAUCUGGACCCAUGAAGGAACUGCUGGACAACUGCCAGGUGUUCAGAAUCGAGUCACGAAUGCUGCAUGAGGUGAUGCCUCAAGUCCACAAGCUCUUGGCACCAUUGGAGGGUGAGGACUUCCGGCCGCUGACAGCUCGCUGCUACGACUGGGGACAGCAGCCGGCAGACUUUCUGGUGCUGGAAGAUUUGUCAGCAGCCGGCUUCAGGAUGGCUGACGCGGGACGGCCUCUGGACUAUCAGCAUUGCAAAAUGGUCCUGCGAGCUUACGCCAGACUGCACGCCGCCUCAGCCUGUCUGAUUGACAGGCAACCCGACUACAAGAGCGCGUUCACUGGGAAUAUGUUCACAGACAAGAAUACUAAGGAAUAUUUCAGAUCAUUGGGGGGUAAGAUAUUGUGUGCGCUGGCGGACGAGCUGAACAAAUGCCCUGGGUAUGAAAAAUAUGCCGAAAAAUGUAGGACUUACAUGGACCGCGUCGCUGAUACCGCAUUUGAUGUAUAUGAGCGACUCAAGGACAACACCAAGCUGUGUGUAUUGAGCCAUGGUGACUGCUGGAAGAACAACCUGAUGUUUAAGUACGUGAACGGAGCACCGUCAGAAGUCAGACUUGUCGACUUUCAGAUAUCAUCAGUGACAAGUCCAGCCUCGGAUCUACAGUACUUCCUGUACGCGAACGCCAGCGAAGAUGUCCAUCGGCACCACAUGGAGGACCUGCUGCGCGAGUACCACAGCACGCUGGUGGGCCUGCUGCAGGGUCUGGGACUGGAACAGGAAGCUGAGGUCUACACCUUCGAGGAGCUGCAGAAGGAGAUGGACGGCUGUCUAGUCCUAUCAUUUAUGUUCAGUGCUAUGAGUGGCUUCGUUCUGACCUCUGAAAAGUACGGCGCAGAGUUUGUGAAGGCAUUCAAUGACCCGGAGCAUGCCGGCGAAGCUCUCGGUAAGACCUAUCAAAAUCCGUAUUCGUUAUCCUACAUGAAGUACCUGACACCUAUUUUUGACAGUAAAGGAGCUUUGUGAUCACUUGUAUUAUAGGCGGCUUUUAAAGUUCGAAGUAUGUGACAGUUUGCAAUGGCAAGUUGGUGUACUCAUCUACGUCCCUGCAAGCUACUGCGAGUGGAGGGACGACUUUUGUAACAGCGAGCCAAUGCUAUUACGUAAUUAUGUGCAACUUUCGGAUCAGGAGCCAAACGGACCAGCAUUGUGCUUCACGAAAACAUGAUCGUAUUCGUGAUGUCUUUUUACAACAGGCUUUCUCUCGGAGUAUUGUGUAAUUACUACAUGAGGUUUUCACAAACAUUGUUCUCAAUUACGAAUCCUUCAACAGUUCUCAAAUAUAAAUUCUUCUCUUCAUGUGGUAUACUGCAUAUGGUGAACACAGCUACCCUGUGUAUAUUUGUGUCACAAAGAAUAUGUGAUAAUAUGUAUAGAUAUUUGAAUGUUUGUCUAUUUUGUAGCCGCCGCAUGUAUGAAGACAGUAUUCACUGCGUUCUUAGUAUGAGCUGCUCGUCAUAAAUAUGGGACAAAAAGGAAACAGGAAGUGAUUUUGUAGGCGAGUGAAGUAAGCCUUUGAUCCUUUCCACCUUGCUUUUGGAUCCGUAACACACAGUUUAACGGAUGAAAGCAUGAAAAAUUUUAGACUAACUGCUCUUGUGCCGAUGAAUAUUGUUUCAAAAACAUGUAAGAAUUCUUAGCAUUUUAUAUAAUAGACGGAAAAGUAUGCGUAUGUGAGUAAAUCAGUUCGAACUCAUACUCCUUUCCGGACUUGGCAGGUGGAACAUUCGCUGCGAUGAAGUAACGAUGAUAGAAGUAUGCAAACAUGAUUUCGUUUUUGUAAUUUACAAUUCUGCAUAUUUUCAACCUGUUUGAGGCACUUGUGUACGAGGUAAGAGAAGCUGUGCCGUCUACGUCCUGAUGUCACAAAAUCAAGUUUUCCUCUGUUACAAGUCUUCUGUUUUCUUACUGUGCUUGCCGCCCAGCGAUAUAGGUUUCUUUAGUGCAGGCUGCAGUUUUACUAUUACUGUAAAACAUACGUAUGAUCACAUGUAAUUGUCAUUAUCCUCAGAGAGAAAACUAAAGUAUUUGGUGGGAGCAUCUUACAACUGAAGUUAAAUUUUUGUAAUAGUUUCUGUGUAUUGUGGACGUAAUGCGCCGAUGUGUGUGUGUGUGUGUGUGUGUGUGUGUUUGUGUGAGAUGUUAAAUUUUGGCUAAUUUGACAAUAUGUUACAGGAUGACUGAAAACAAAAUUGAGAUAGAAAAAUGGUAAGGUCAGAGGUAAAGCUGCACUCAGCCCGAAGAUUUGUAAGGUUUGUUUGAAGAUCACAGUGUUUUACCUGUCAUGUUUGUGUUGUCUCCCUCUGACUUUUGAUCUGACUUAUUCCGCCAGUUAGAUGAAGGUAUCGUUUAAUUAAUAUAGACUUUGGAUAUCGGCACAACUUGACAUUUCUCAUUACGAGGUGUGAAUACAGCGACUGGUGACGGAAGAAAAUCGUAAUACACACAGGAAUAGAAAUGUCGAACCUUUGAUUUUGUAGACUGGCACUUACUCAGUCACACAGUCACUGCAAAAGAAAACUAAUUCAGUGAUAUUUCCAAUUAUUUUCGAAAACAAGUAAGGAAUAUCACUGCACGUUUUGACGACGUGAUGAAAGUUAAGUAUUUGCUCCAUUAGUAGGCCCAUCCGGGAUAGCUGCAGUAACAAUCCUUUAUCCAUCUCUGCGAAUCAGUUUGAUCUUCACAAUCAAUAUUCAACCCGGUAAAAUGUUGCCAUUAUUGAAAUACAAUUACUUCUUAGCGACAUUUUCAUCAAAUAAUUCGUGCAUAUCAUCCACUAGCAAUGGUCUCUAUCUGCUAUUAGCUGUGUAAUGUCAAACAAAAAUUUUUGUCUGCUGUCGUUAAAUGUGAAGACAAAAUAUAUCAGGGUGCAUAGUUCUCUCUAUUCAAGGAUGAAAAUUGCUGAAUGUUACUGUAUUUCUUCAAUUUUGAUAUAUUUUAUUAUUAUAAAAUCAUAAGCU
Molecule: messenger RNA, 3366 nt
Organism: Schistocerca piceifrons (Central American locust)
Lineage: Eukaryota; Metazoa; Arthropoda; Insecta; Orthoptera; Acrididae
Exons: 3
Coding region: 86-1372 (428 amino acids)
Source: RefSeq, a predicted model, not a curated record